Messenger RNA from Eleginops maclovinus (Patagonian blennie), 5935 nucleotides. RefSeq lists its product as uncharacterized. Bases 94 to 5205 code for a protein of 1703 amino acids. The record is from RefSeq and is a predicted model, not a curated record. The transcript is spliced from 2 exons. NCBI's taxonomy places the organism in Eukaryota, Metazoa, Chordata, Actinopteri, Perciformes, Eleginopidae. Gene Ontology annotation, biological process: proteolysis; DNA integration. Gene Ontology annotation, molecular function: nucleic acid binding; zinc ion binding; aspartic-type endopeptidase activity.
GUGCAUACAGCACCAGGCCCUGUGCACUACCCUCAAGAUCCUGUAUCCCCCAUUCCGGCGCCUGCCACCGGUGCAUGGGAUCCAAACACAACAAUGCCCAGCCCUCUGAAUAUGGUAAAUGCAGCUUCUAGCCACACAGCUCCUCUUCAGGCCCCCGCCUCAGUGCAACUACAGACACCGACAGUCAACCCGCAUGCCAUCAUGUAUCCUGGCGCUUUCUCACAUGCCAUGCCCCAGCCUCAACCCACGAACCCACUCAUGCACUCAUACCCGUCUGGCCCACCUCCAAGGACUCCUGCCAUAACCACAGCUAACCCUGGCGUCUCACAGAUGACCUAUGGCGGGUUCAUGCAGACUCAUCAGGUAAAGAAUGUCCAAGUAUUCACAGGUAACGCGGAUAGCAAGAUACUUGUCGAUGAUUGGACACGUGAUAUGCAGUAUCUUCUGGAGGCAAUAGAGUUGCCCACACAUCUCCGCUUCUCUACUGUGGUGCGACACUUGAGUGGUGAGGCCAGGAAACUGGUCCUGAACCUUCCCCCCCAUGAACAGACCCCAGAGAAGGCAUUCGAGGAAUUAAGAGCAGAGUAUGGUGACACGCAGGGCUCCUUGGAUCCACUGGCCGACUUCUAUGAGUGCAGCCAGCGGCCAGGGGAGUCUGCCUGCUCUUAUGCUAUUGUGCUGGAGUCUACAUUGCGGGCUGUGGAGGAGAACCAAAGAGGAGGCAGGCCCUUUCCUGAUCGUGAUAGUAAACUCACCCGGCAGUUUCUGAGAGGGCUUAAUGAUGAAGAGGUAUAUGCAAGGAUUGUACCAAUGAAACCCAGGCUCUUCAGCUUCAGAGAGCUGCAGGUUGAACUGCGAAAUCUAGCAAGAGAAACUAAAAAGUUCCAGUCACAACACAAAUCAAAGAAAACAUAUGCACAAGUGCAUGUUGCAUCUGAGAGUAGUGCACUCGUGAAGACGGAGAGAACAAAACAUGCCUCAGAGUUAUCAGAGCUGACGGAGAUGGUCCGAAAGUUAACCCUGAGUCAACAGGAACACAUGGCUAAGUUGUCUCACCUUGAAGCAAGAAUCACUGCUCCAGUCCCCAUCCCUCCCCCAAGACCCCAGCCACCUCCAGUGAAUCCCAUCCCCAGUGCAAGUGUCACAUGCUACCGGUGUGGGAAGCAGGGACAUAUAGCCCGUGUCUGCAGAGAAGUCUUUCCCAAUCCCAACCCAGCAUGGGCUCAACAACCUCAACCAGUGAGCCCUGCAGAGGUGAACACGCCUGGGUCAUCUCGGCCUUUAAAACGCCUAGAGCCCAUGGUAGCCGGGGAAACCAUGGGCGGGCAGCAAGGUCCCCUAUUGCAGAAAGAAGAGACCAGUGAUGGAGUAAAGGGCCCUCCCUUGGUGGGUCCCAGGAACGAGGGAGAGGUGGAAGUCAAUGGAAUAAAGUGCAGGGCCCUCAUCGACUCUGGCUCCCAAGUAACAACUGUUACUGACACAUACUGGCGUAACCACCCCAUCCUUCGAGAGCAAAAGCUGCAGUCCUCUAAAGUACCCAUAGAAGGCGCUGGAGGCCAGAAAGUGCUUCAUCGAGGUGUCCUGUGCAUCGAAUUGAAGGUAAUGGGAAAAGAGUACAAGACUGUACCAGCUUUUGUCGUUCCAGAUUCUGAAUAUCGCUCCACAGUCCCUCUGCUUGUAGGGACCAAUGUCACUCGUGCUGUCAAAAGCCAUCUCCAAGCAACCUAUGGCCAGCAGUUUCUCCACCAAGUCAAAGAAAGCCAUCCAGAGUGGUACACAGCUCUACUGGAGGUUGGAGACACCAAACAGAGUGAAGGCGAUGACACAGUGGGCCCUGUUGUGUACACCGGCCGGAAGAUCUGCAUUCCUGGAGGGAAAGAGAUGGACUUAAUGUGCAAGAUUAAAGCAGGCCCACAGAGGAAGACUUACACAGCCCUGAUUGAAGGCCACCCAUCCCUGCAGCUCCCUCAAGAUCUUUUGGUUGCAAAAGUGCUUGCUGAUGUGAAAAGAGGCUGUGCCCCAGUCAGAGUAAUGAACCUGUCCCAGCGUGCUAUUAUAAUCAAACCGCAUACACAACUAGCCAAUGCUUUCCUGGUGGACAAUGUUGUGGAGUUUCCUGAUAAAAAGCAGGGGGACGGGGAAAGUGAAGGGGACAAUGGAGCCUGUCUGAGCUUCGAUCAGGUGGUGGCGGGCUGUGCGGUGGAUCUUAGUGAAGCGGCGGUGGAGAACGAACACCAGCGCUCCCUCCUUAGGGAGCUGGUGGAGAAGAAUGCAGGUGUGUUCUCACAGAAUCCCACAGACUAUGGCCACACAAAGACUGUGCAGCAUGAAAUCCCUCUGGUUGACUCUAAGCCCUUUCGGCUUCCAUAUCGCAAGAUCCCCCCCUCCCAGUGGCAGGAUGUCAGACGAUUGUUGAGUGAGAUGGUGGAUGCAGGAGUCAUCCGGCCUAGUAAGAGCCCAUAUGCAUCACCCGUAGUGAUCGUAACUAAGAAAGAUGGGUCACUGAGGCUGUGCAUCGAUUAUAGGAAGCUCAACUCCUGCGGCACAAGAGACGCUUUCCCUCUGCCACGGAUAGAGGAGGCCCUGGAGGCUCUGGGUCAAGCAAAGUACUUCUCCACUCUCGACCUCACAUCUGGUUAUUGGCAGGUGGAAGUAGCGGAGCAGGACAGGCACAAGACGGCGUUCAGUACUCCCAUGGGGCUGUUUGAGGCUAACAGAAUGCCGUUUGGGCUACAGAACGCUCCGUCCACCUUCCAGAGACUCAUGACCUGCUGCUUUGGUGAUCUCAACUUCACUCAUCUCCUGAUUUAUCUCGAUGACCUCAUUAUAUUCUCCAAAACCUUUGAUGAGCAUCUGGAGAGAUUGCAGCUGGUGUUUGAUCGGCUUCGAGAGCAUGGCUUGAAGUUAAAGCCCUCCAAGUGCUGGCUGGUGAGGGAAGAGGUGCAGUAUUUGGGUCACUUGGUGUCUGCAGAGGGCGUCAGGACAGACCCGGAGAAGAUCAGCAGGGUCAAGGAGUGGGCGCGGCCUACCAACCGGAGAGAAGUGUUGCAGUUUUUGGGAUUUGCUGGAUACUACAGACGGUAUGUGCAGGGCUACUCCGCCUUAGCUGCUCCCUUGUACCGUCUCACCUCUGGUGACCCCAGGAAGAAAAAGAGAGGUGGAAAGAGAAGUGUGGAUCCUGACCCACCCUUCCUGUGGACUAAUGAGUGUGAGGAGGCAUUUCAGUCCCUAAAAAGAAAGCUGAUGACUGCUCCCGUACUGGGCUACCCAGACUACAGCCUGCCGUUUCUCCUUCAGACUGACGCCUCUGGGGGUGGGCUUGGCGCUGUUUUGGCACAGGUGCAGGAUGGAGCUGAGAGGGUCAUAGCCUACGCCAGCAGAGGUUUGAGCCCGGCAGAGACGAGGUAUCCUGCACACAAACUCGAGUUCCUCGCUCUAAAGUGGGCGGUGACAGAUAAGUUCUAUGACCAUCUCUACGGACGCAAGUUCUCUGUUCAGACAGACAACAACCCCCUUAAGUAUGUGAUGACCUCAGCGAAGCUGGAUGCUACGGGCCAGCGGUGGGUGUCGCGGCUGUCUGCAUUCGACUUCGACAUCCAAUACAGACGGGGGCAGAGUAACUCAAAUGCCGAUGCUCUCUCUCGUUUGUCCACUCAGGAAGUAACCCAGGUCCUACAAACUUGCCCCCAGCGGGUGACCAGCGAGCAGUGGGAGACACAAACCAUGCCAGAACCAGAAAGCCCUCCAGGUGAGGGUGCUGCUGCCUCCACAGAGCCUGUACCCAGCCAACUCCCAGAAGCAAGUGAGCCCUAUGGGGACGUGGGGACAGAGUCACUCCCUGCCAUGACAAGGCAGGAGAUCCGCACAGCGCAGAAGGGAGACCCUGUGAUUGGCCCAGUCUUGCACUUCAGGAGCCGGAACCAAAAACCAUGCCGCAGCGAGAGGGUCGGAGGGGGUGAGCAAGUGUGCCUUCUCUUAAAGGAGUGGAGGAGGCUAACGGUAAAGGAUGGAAUCAUGUACCGCUGCAUUCAAGACUGUCAGAGAGGGGCAGUGGAGCAGCUUCUGCUCCCAGAGAAUCUCCGCACAGCAGUCAAGACUGCUCUUCAUGAUGACUCAGGGCACUUGGGAUUUGAGAGGACAUUGCAGAUGAUAAGAGAAAGAUUUUACUGGCCAAGAAUGUUCCAGGAAAUCAAGGCGUGGUGUGAACAGUGUGAGAGAUGCUGUCUCAGAAAGACUCCUACUGCAAAUCUCAGAGCUCCCCUGGUCAGCAUCCACAGUAGCACACCGAUGGAGCUUGUUUGUGUGGACUUUUUGACCCUGGAGAAAUCCAAAGGUGGUAUUGAAAAUGUGCUAAUUGUGACAGACCACUUCUCCCGCUAUGCACAAGCCUACCCCACCAAAGAUCAAAAAGCACGCACAGUUGCUAAGGUGCUAUGGAGAAACUAUUUCUGCAGGUUUGGCUUCCCAGCAAAAUUGCAUGCAGACCAAGGGCGCAAUUUUGAAAGUGCUGUUGUGAAAGAGCUGUGCAAGUGUACUGGCAUCACUAAGACACACACCACACCAUACCACCCCCAGGGUAACGGGACCACGGAAAGGUUCAAUAGGACCCUGUUAAACAUGCUGGGGACGUUAGAGCCUCACUUGAAGCCCCGCUGGCAUGAGCAUUUGGAUGCUAUGACACAUGCAUACAACUGCACACGGCAUGACUCGACUGGGUUUACACCACAUUACCUGAUGUUCGGUAGACAUCCCAGACUCCCAGUUGACCUGAUUUUUGGGCUCCCCACCAAGAAUGAGCCAGUUGAGCAGGGCGGAGGAGCAGUGGGAGAGGAGGCUUUGGAUGUGAGAGAGGCCGGCACUGAGUCGGAUACAGCUGAGGACUGGAUGACGGAGGAUGCAGAGGAAAAUGUGGGGAGAACACGAGCUGGGAGAACAAACAGACAGGAUGAGCACACAAGCACAGAGAACAUGGACAUGGAUGCAGGACAAAUGAGUGGAGGGGAGACAAGUGGAGCUGUAGUUGGUGACAACACCCCUCAGGGUCCCAGUUUCCCUAGGAGAAACCCACCAAGGAAUCGACGUCUCCCACAGAAACUAAGCUGUGAGGCCCAAGUCAUAAAGUCAGAGGGUGACCAGGAGAAGAUCAGAAGAGGAUGGAAGUUGUGGCAGAGGGUUAAAGCAAGACGAGCAGCAGGCCACGUGUAACACAGCAGUUGUAGUACUGAGUAUCUGAGUGGUAGUUACAUACGCAGUCAUGACACAACCCAAUCAUUUAUUCACCACACAUGUAUUACCUCUAAUGAAUUUUUCAUUGUUUGAGCGCCACACGUUAAGUGGGUGGUCUUUGUUCUGUUUAUAUUUACAUGUUUGGUUUCAUCUGAUGGCUGGGACGCCAUCAAUUAAAGAAGGGGCGGAUGUAAGGUAGUGACCUGUUUGCGCCACAGGGUGGCACUGUGGCGCUGUUGACGCAAGUUUCUGAGGUUUGCUCCGGGAGGGACGCCAUGUUUUUUUUAGUGUAUCUGCCUGUGUUCUGGAAGGUAAGCGUGGUCAUAGCGUCCCGCAUUAUCAAAUGUUAUGUUAGAACCGAUUCCUUUUUUUGUUGGUUUGCUCACGUUUAUUGUUCAGUCACAUGUCCGACUAAAGUCCGCUGUUGUUAUUAACAUUGUGUUUGACUGUUUGACGUCUUAAUCGUGUGGUGAGUGGGUGGCUAGCAUGCUACUGGGGCCUGUGUGAGCAGGGCGGGAAUGUGUGUCUUGUGUUGGCGGUUUAACAGUGAUGUUUAUUUUUUAUUUUGUGAUAUAUGUUGUUGUUGUUUUUUUUUAAGUUGAUUAUUGUUUAAGAAGAUUUAUUGAGAGUGUAUCUGCCUGUGUUCUGGAAGGUGUCCAUGAAGUCUGGUGGAACAAAGAAUAAAAAAAGGUCUCAGCCACAAUCCGAA